AGGGGGCAGCGGCCAGCGCCGGCCGCUCCUCACAAAUAUUUGCGGGGCGACGAAGAAGGCAGGCUACAGCCCCCCUGCCUCGCGGCGUCACUCCCGCGCCGCUCGGCGCGUGUCGGGGUGUCUUCGCUUGCGAGUAAGUGUUUCGCCGGUCGCCCCUCCGCCCGGCUUCAGCCACUACCGGAGGGGGUCGAGCGGCCCGGCGGCUCGGAGACCCAGUGCGCGUCGCGAGAGCUCAGAAGCAGCGGACAGGGAGAGGCCCGUGCGCAGCCCUGGGCGGACGCACCGCUGUUUGGGGGUCCUCAGAGCGCGGCGUAGGAGUCGCUUCAUCAUGAGAAAUCUAAAGUUAUUUCGGAGCUUGGAGUUCAGGGAUAUUCAGGCUCCAAGGAAACCUCAGUGCUUCUCUCUCCGAACUGAACAAGACACAGUGCUCCUUGGCUCAGAACAUGGACUGAUAGAAGUAGACCCUGUCACAAGAGAGGUGAAAAAUGAAAAAUGACACUCCUUUGGUGGCAGAAGGCUCUCUCCCAGAGGAUGGAAGUGGCUGCACUGUUGGUAUUCAGGAGUUGCUGGAUCACGAGUCUGUGUGUGUGGCCACAGCCUCUGGAGAUGUCCUACUUUGCAAUCUCAACACACACCAGCUGGAAUGUGUCGGGAGUGUAGCCAGUGGUAUCUCUGUCAUGAGUUGGAGUCCUGACCAAGAACUGGUGCUUCUUGCCACAGGUCAACAGACCCUAAUUAUGGUGACAAAAGAGUUUGAACCAAUCAUGGAACAGCAAAUCCACCAGGAUGAUUUUGGUGAAAGCAAGUUCAUCACUGUUGGCUGGGGCAGGAAGGAGACGCAGUUUCAUGGAUCAGGAGGCAGGCAAGCCGCCUUUCAGCUGCAAAUGCACGAGUCUGCUUUGCCCUGGGAUGACCAUAGACCACAAGUUACCUGGCGUGGUGAUGGAGCGUUUUUUGCUAUGAGUGUCGUUUGCCCAGAGACAGGCCCUCAGGCAGUUUGAUUGCAUCUAUGCAAGACAAACCCAAUCAGCAGGAUGUUGUGUUUUUUGAGAAAAAUGGACUUCUCCAUGGACAUUUUACACUUCCUUUCCUCAAAGUUGAGGUUAAGGUUAAUGACCUUCUCUGGAAUGCAGAUUCCACCGUGCUUGCAGUAUGGCUGGAAGACCUUCAGAGGGAAGAAAAUUCCACUCUAAAAACCUAUGUUCAGCUCUGGACUGUUGGAAACUAUCACUGGUAUCUCAAGCAAAGCCUGCCCUUCGGCACCUGUGGGAAGAGCGAGAUUGUGUCCCUGAUGUGGGGCCCAGUGACCCCAUACCGGCUGUAUGUUCUCUGUCAAGGCUGACAUUACCUCUGCUAUGACUGGCACCGGACGACUGACCGGAGCUCAGGAGAUAAUUUAAGUGACAUGGCAAAUGUGGCUGUUGUUGAUGGAAACAGGGUAUUGGUGACAGUCUUCCGGCAGUGUGGUUCCACCUCCCAUGUGCACCUACCGACUGCUGCUCCCACACCCUGUAGCUCAAAUCAUGUUCUCCACACACCCUAAAAAGAGUAACGACCUCGCUGUCCUAAAUGCCAGUAACCAGAUUUUUGUUUAUAAAUGUGUUCAUCUGUGGCAGUGGAUGGGGUCAUAAUCCAUCUGUGCUGCAACUCCAAGACCAAGCCAGUAGCACUGCAGGUGGCUGGUGGUCAGAUAAUUAAGUACCUUUGGGAGCAGAUCAGCUCUUGGUAAACCUCAUCUGCCAAUCCUGCAGAAUCACCCUCUCUGGCUGUUGAACCGUGGAAGAACCCUGCUGAAUUUCCUGUUCGAUUUCCUUAUCUGUGCGCACAGACCGAAUUGGCCAUGAUUGGAGGAGAGAUGUCGCUUUUUCAUCAGUGACACUGAGGUAUCAAGGCUUGUUCUGACACUGGAUCUUUCUCAGUCUUGGCUCCAGUUUCAGCUGCAGUUAAUGGAGAGUGGCUUGUCCUGUGUCUAAUGGGGAAUCUCUGCGGAAAGUGGAGAGGGGUUCAUGCAUUGUCACUGUUGUGCCCCAGGACACAAAGCUUAUAUUACAGAUGCCAAGGGGAAACUUAGAAGUUAUUCAUCAUCGAGCCCUGAUUUUAGCUCAAAUUCGGAAGUGGUUGGACAAGUAAGUACCAUGUGUAUGAUUAGUUAGCUUAUUGUUAUGACUUAUGUGUGAAGACGGCAAGUAUUCCAUUAAGAUUUUUAAAACUUAAAAGUCUUUAAAUCUUUCAUUACAUAUGUCUUCAAUCAGAUUCUCAGAGGUUCACUUUUUGUCACACUUUGCUUCUUAUAUCGUAUGGUGUAAUAGACAUCCCUAGCAGAAGGAAUCAUGAGGCUCAUUGUAUGAAACAGGGCUUCCUAGCCUAAGGGGAACCAUAUGGGCUUUAGAUGGCCUGUGAACCCAGGGAAAUUUUACACCAUCCUGUGUCUCUGUGUAUUUGUCCGGGCAGAAGACACAAGGCUUUCAGCAGAC
This is a messenger RNA of Delphinapterus leucas (beluga whale), 2474 nucleotides long. NCBI's taxonomy places the organism in Eukaryota, Metazoa, Chordata, Mammalia, Artiodactyla, Monodontidae. The record is from RefSeq and is a predicted model, not a curated record.